Molecule: messenger RNA, 1960 nt
Organism: Aspergillus versicolor CBS 583.65
Lineage: Eukaryota; Fungi; Ascomycota; Eurotiomycetes; Eurotiales; Aspergillaceae
Exons: 7
Biological process (GO): carbohydrate metabolic process
Molecular function (GO): hydrolase activity, hydrolyzing O-glycosyl compounds; chitin binding
Source: RefSeq, a predicted model, not a curated record
GAGGAGCACACCGUACAUCCGUGUCCGAAAAGGCGAGACAAUCCUCGCACUUGAAUAAGAAGUGGCGUUUUAAUGUCAAUUUCGCUUCCAGGCACUGCCCACCUCCCGCGGACAAACUCAGACAAUGUUGUGUAUGAAGAUGUUGUAGAGAGCUACUUCCUGGAACAGUUUUCAGUCCAUAUAAGAUGUACCAGUCCCACGCACGUUCAGUCUGUCUCUUCAGUCCAGUCAAAACAUACCAACACUGUUCUGGUCUUGAGUCAUUUCAAACAGGAUGAGUGACGUUUGCAAGUACAUUCAAGUCGAGGCUGAUGACGGCUGUUGGGCACUGGCUGACCGCUGUGGCAUCUCCGAGGAUGACCUUGCCAAGUAUAACCCUGGGAAUGGCUUCUGUGAUAACCUCAUCCUUGAUCAGUAUGUCUGCUGCUCGGAGGGAGAUCUUCCAGACUUUUCCCCUAAACCUGAUGACGAUGGCAACUGCUAUGUUUAUGUCGUUCAGAAAGACGACAACUGCGCUGAUAUUGCCAAAGCAAACAAGAUCAAUGACUGGAAAACGAUCGAAGACUGGAACACACUUACAUGGGGCUGGAUGGGAUGCGACUCGCUACCGGAAAAGGCCAAAAUCUGUCUGAGUGAGGGCGAUCCGCCAUUUCCAUCCACAGUCGAUGACGCUGUUUGCGGUCCUCAGAAAAAAGGCACCAAAAAGCCAGACAAAGGCAAUGCUUGGGACUGGGCGGACCUGAACCCAUGUCCCCUCAACGCCUGCUGCGAUGUCUGGGGUCAAUGCGGCAUCACACCGGAAUUCUGCACCAAUUCCACGAUGGACGGCGGAGCACCAGGCACGGCCAAGAAUGGCACCAACGGCUGUAUCUCCAACUGUGGCACCGAUGUCAAGAGCACACCCACCCACCCCGGCAGGCCGAUGCGAAUCGGCUACUUCGAGGCGUGGAAUCUUGACCGGCCCUGUGCCAAUAUGGACAUCUCCAAAAUGACAGAUGGUGACAUAUAUACACAUGUCCAUUGGGCCUUUGGCAACAUCACAGAGAGCUGGGAGGUGGACGUCAGCGGUCUACAGGAACAGUUUGACGGGCUGAAGGAGCUCAAGGAUAUCCAGAAAAUCCUAAGCUUUGGUGGCUGGGGGUUCUCAACUGAACCCUAUACGCACAAUAUCUUCCGGGAGGGCGUCAAGGACGGCAAUCGACAGGUUCUGGCUGCCAAUGUUGCCAAGUUUAUUAAUGAUAAUGACCUGGACGGGGUGGACUUUGACUGGGAAUAUCCUGGCGCGCAAGAUAUUCCAGGCAUUGAACCAGACAGCCUUGACUCGGGCAAGAACUAUGCCGCAUUCCUGAAACUUGUUCGGGAGGCAUUGGAUGAAGACAGGACGAUGUCAAUGGCUCUGCCGGCGUCUUACUGGUACCUUAAGGGCUUCGAUCCACUGACCCAGUAUGACGAAUACAUGGAUUAUUAUGUUUAUAUGACAUACGAUCUUCACGGCCAGUGGGACUGGAACAACACCUUUGUCAACCCUGGUUGUCCGCUCGGAGACUGCCUCCGCAGCCAUGUAAACAAGACCGAGACAGAGUACGCCCUGUCGAUGGUGACCAAGGCUGGACUCCCAUCCAUCAAAAUUGUCCCUGGUCUUGCCCUCUACGGGCGCAGCUUUGAGAUGGUCGAUCCGGACUGCAAGGGACCCGAGUGCAAAUUUACCGGGAAGGAAUCUGGCGCCACCAAAGGUUCCUGUACCGAUACGUACAUUUACAGCUUGAUCAGCCAAGCCUCCAGCAUCGACGAGGAAGACCCUAUCAACAUUGAGGAGUACGAGGACGAAGGCGAUAUCCUAGUACGUAUCUACAACAACAACCAGUGGGUAUCCUGGCUCAAGCCCGAAAGUUACAGUGCCCGCCAGCAAUGGUACGACGAGUUGCACUUCGGCGGCAGCGUGGACUGGGCCAGCGAUCUC